Paramecium pentaurelia is the source of this 689-nucleotide messenger RNA. The record is from the annotation of a GenBank genome assembly. Lineage: Eukaryota; Ciliophora; Oligohymenophorea; Peniculida; Parameciidae.
AUGUUAAUCAUUUAUAAGGGAUAAGAAAUAAAAGUUGGCAAUAUUGAUUUCAAUAGUUUGAUUGAGAUUAUUGAAACAAGAUUUGCAUAUGAACUUCAAUCAAUGUAUUAAAUAAUCUAUAAGGAUGAUGAUGAUGAUAGUAAUCCUGUCAUAAUUGUAGAUGAUGAUUCAUUAUAAGGUGCUGGUAUUAUAUUAUUAAUUGUUAAGUAAAUCUAUGUCAAACCAAAAAUAUAGAACUUGUAUUAGAAGUUUAAAAUGCAAAUAUUGAUGCUUCCAAUUACAUUCUUAAAAGAUAAAUUGUAUUUAAUAUCCAUUUAAAAUAGAGUACAGAAAAAUCAAAUAUCUAUUAAGAAAGUCUUCAUUAGAUCAAUGAAAAAUUAAGAGAAUAUAAAGAAUAACACAAAUAUUAAGAAAUUUAGGAAUCAAUUUAUGAAGUAAAGGAUGAAGAUCUUACUAUUUAACAUAUAAUGCAAUACUAUUAAAAAUAAUUGACUAAGUUUGUAGCCAAUUAUCAAAAAUAAUCUAAUGAACAUAAAAAAAAACAUUAUUCAUAAUAUUAAGAAUGUUUUGGAUCUUUAUUAGAAAGAAUGAAUAAGAAAUUAUUAAAUUAAUUUGAACUUAUAACAUAGAACUAAAAGGAUAUACAAAAAAAAGUAGAAAAUUUAUAUGAAUUUUAACAAUUCCAAUGA